UUUCACUAUGCGCCGCGGCGGCCCGACGGCGGCGGCGCGCCAGUGCUCACUCGUUUGCGGUGCGAGCAGCGCGGCGGAGCGGCCGGCAGAGCGAGCGAGCCAGCGCCCGUCCGACCGUCCGUCCGUCCGACCGUGUGUGUGAGCGAGCGGCGGGUGAGCGGUGCGGCGGCACGGAGGCCAGUUGGCGCCCGAGACGGGCCGGCGCAGCAGCGGCCGGCGGCGCGCCCCUCGCGAACGGACCCUCUGUGAACACCGGCGGACGUGAACGCAGUGCGCGAGAAUGAUAUCGGACAUGGAGCUGCCGCUGGCCCACGUGCAGCCCAGCUUCAGCAGCCUGGCUGUGCAGCACGAACAGCCGCCCGCCCCCCAGCAGGCACCCCCGCCGCAGCCGCCCACCCCGCAGCCGUUGCAGGACUCUGAGCAGCAGCACCAGCAGCAGCCAGAGCCGGAGCACCAGCACCACCACCAGGAGCACCACCACCAGGAUCACCACCAGGAUCACCAUCACGCGGAGCCGCAGCAGCAGCACACGGCGGCCUCGUCGGCGGCCGGAGUGCAGUGUUACAGUAUGGUGUCGUCCCCGGCCUCACUGACUAUCGUGAACGCCGGCCCCGUGUACUCCCACGUGCAGGUGUCCAACAACAACAGUAUCCUGGGCUCCCCGCUCAUGGAUAACGCGUGUCUGUUCUCGCCAGGCGCCACCAGCAUGUCGGGCGUGGGCGACCACCAGUACAACCUGCACCAGGACCCGCUGCCCGACACCAAGGAGGGCAUCGAGGAACUGUGCCCCGUCUGCGGCGACAAGGUCUCCGGCUACCACUACGGACUCCUCACCUGCGAGUCCUGCAAGGGAUUCUUCAAGCGCACUGUGCAAAACAAAAAGGUGUACACAUGCGUGGCCGAUAAGAGCUGCCAGAUCGACAAGACGCAGCGCAAACGGUGUCCGUUCUGCCGCUUCCAGAAGUGCCUCAGCGUCGGGAUGAAACUUGAAGCUGUGCGUCAGGACCGGAUGCGAGGCGGACGGAACAAGUUCGGCCCCAUGUACAAGCGGGACCGGGCGCGCAAGAUGCAACAGAUCCGGCAGCGGCAGCUGAUGGGUCCACAGCGCGUCGGUCUGCCGCCGGUGGGCUCCGAGGCGGUCACCAUCAGCUACCCGUCGCCGGCCACCUCGCUGCCCAUCACCUACAGCGCCGGCAACGGCUCCAACAUCACCAUCAAACAGGAGAUCCAGUACCCGGUGCUGAGCUCCACGUCUGCCUCGUCUCCCGACUCGUCGCCGUCGCCGCUGCUCGGCGCGCCGGCUGGCAGCGGCGCGCUGCUCGAGCCGUGGGGCGCCGGACGCACCGACGUGCCCACCAUCAUCCGAGAGCUGGUGGCCUCCCUGGACGACCGCGAGUGGCAGCAGCAGCUGUUCCGGCUGCUCCAGACCCAGACCUACAACCAGUGUGAGGUGGAUCUGUUCGAGCUCCUCUGCAAGGUGCUCGACACCAACCUCUUCACACAAGUCGACUGGGCGCGCAACUCUGUCUUCUUCAAAGAUCUCCGGGUGGAGGAUCAGAUGAAGCUGCUGCAGGCCACCUGGUCAGUUAUCAUGAUCCUGGACCACAUCCACCAGCGGCUGCACAACAACCUGCCCGACAGCACCACACUGCCCAACGGCCAGAAGUUCGACCUGCUCACCCUCAGCCUGUUCGGCAUGUCCGAGCUGGUGCCGCAGCUCAACGACGUCACCGCCCGGCUGCAGGAGCUCAGCUUCGACGUGUCCGACUACAUCUGCCUCAAAUUCGUCCUGCUGCUCGACCCCAGUACCGCAGACCUACAGACGCUGGGUAACCGGCGGCACGUGCAGCAGGCCCAGGACCAGGUCAAGCAGGCGCACAUGGACUACUGCGCCGCUGUCCACCCCGAUAUUCAGGGCAAGUACCAGCGGCUGAUGGCUCUGCUGCCCGAACUGCGGGACCUGGCUCUGCGAGGGGAGGAUUAUCUGUAUCAGAAACACGACCAGAACGAUCACAACCGAGCCACCUCCCUCCUCAUCGAGAUGCUGCAUGCGCGCAGACAUUGCGGUCGGCUGCCGGCGCCCUGAGACGGCCUCCCGCGCGCGGACGGAGCGCGGCCCUCUCCGGACCGCCCCACCAGUACAAACGCCGAGGCGGCAUCACCCUCGCCCGCGCGCCGGCGGGCGGCCGCCGCCAGCCGCCCCGAUCGGACGCUAUCAUUCUGUGCAUACUUCGCCGCUCGCCGCGCGAACGCAACGGUGUGAGUGAGAGUGAACGUCGAGUGAUCCGUGGAAACCGAGUGAGGAUUGGUGGAGAGAGAACCGGCGCCAGCCGCCGCCAGAGACUGGUCUGGUCGGGCCGGCCGCCACAGUGCAACCGUACUGCCCUGGUCUGUGAGGCCGCUGCCGCCGCCGCCGCCGCCGUUGCUGCCGCUGCCGUCGUAUGUAUGUGUGCGUGUCCGUCUGUGUGCGCGGCCGGCCGCCCGGCGCGCGCGGCGCCGCCCGUUGUGUGUUGUGUGGUGUGUCGCCGGCAGAGGUUUAUUUUUUGGUACUCGGCGCUCGGCGGGCUGCCAGCUGUGGCCGAGAGGCCCGCAGUACCUGACGCACCGUUAAUGAAGUCCGUAUUUUGCUACUGGAAUGGUUUAGUCGGCGUGGCCUGCCGCCCGGUUUUAGUUGAGAAAACCGAGGAGCGGCGGCCGGCUCGCGAGCACCCGGCACCCGUGCCGGUCGGUCUGUAUGUCUGUCUGUCUGUCUGUUUGUCUGUCGGCGCGCGUGCUGCCGGCGGCGCGGACCGGCAGGCCGUGUGAUGUGAGGGGACGCCGAGCUGUCGGCCGCCCGGGCCGCGCCGGCGUCCCACUCGGACCUCUUUUGUUACCAUAUUGUUAUAAAUUAUAGAGGGUGCGCGUGUCCGCCGGUGGGAGGUUUGUGUGUGUGUGUGUGUGUGCGUGUGAGGGAUGUCUGUGAGGGGCUCUGCAGCGCCGCGUGCCGCCCGCCCGCCGCCGCCCGCCGCCUUCGGUACGAGUGUCGCGCGUGUAGUGGGUAAGUUCGCCGUCCGCCGCGCUGCCUGCGUCGGCCGGCCGGCGCCACAGCCGUCCGGGAGCGGGGCAUUACGAUACUGCUGCGGCCGCCGCGCUCCUCCUGUCUUUCCCCCGCUCUCGCUCUCCGUCUCCGCGCCUCGCUCCGCCCCCUCCCUCCGGCUCUCCUAGUGGUAGGUCUGUCUCGAAGACGCGCGCGCCCGACCCGCGGCCGGUAGCGCCCGUUUGUGUCGCACUAGUCAUGUGGUUAUUUUUGCUAGUCAUCUCGACUUGUGUUCAGUGGCCGAUAGGGCGCGCGCGCGCGCGAGCGCACGGCCGCCGGUAUGUGCGCCGAUUUUGACAAUGUUUUAACAUUCCAUAGGUGCGUAUGGUGGGUGGGUGGGGUACGGCCGGCGGCCUGGGUGCGGUCGCCCCGGCUGCCUAUGGCUCGGGCGCGCGGUGGGGUCGGGCGGCCCGCGGUAGCUGCGAGCUCGGGAUGGAAGUGACGACCCGGCGCGGCAAAACCUCUCCGUCUCGGUGCGUCUGUCUGUCUGUGUCUCUGCGUGUGUGAGAUUGUGUGCGAGUGUUGUGAUGGAGUGUUUUAUCUGCAUAGAGCACAUCGGAACGUGAUCGAAUUUGCUGCCCUGAUUGUGAAAGGAGUGUGAGAGGGACUCAUGGUGACACGAAUAAAGGUACAUCACCUACCAUC
Molecule: messenger RNA, 3721 nt
Organism: Amphibalanus amphitrite
Lineage: Eukaryota; Metazoa; Arthropoda; Thecostraca; Balanomorpha; Balanidae
Product: nuclear hormone receptor FTZ-F1-like
Exons: 6
Coding region: 281-2086 (601 amino acids)
Biological process (GO): hormone-mediated signaling pathway; regulation of transcription by RNA polymerase II; tissue development
Cellular component (GO): RNA polymerase II transcription regulator complex
Molecular function (GO): zinc ion binding; RNA polymerase II cis-regulatory region sequence-specific DNA binding; nuclear receptor activity
Source: RefSeq, a predicted model, not a curated record